Molecule: messenger RNA, 633 nt
Organism: Strongylus vulgaris
Lineage: Eukaryota; Metazoa; Nematoda; Chromadorea; Rhabditida; Strongylidae
Source: the annotation of a GenBank genome assembly
AAGUAUUUCUUCUCGAAGUUUGAGGUGAUUGAACCAGUUGGAACUUGCUUUUUCGUUGAGCAAGGUUUCACAAAGACUCAAGAAUUCGCAUCUUGUCGUCAAGAACCUGCUCGACACGGUAGACAUCGUUUUGGAUAUGGACAAUGCGGAUUCUCUGCCGCUUUACCAGAUAGAUACCCGAGAGGAGAUGAACGGCUAGUAUUGUACACUUCAAAACUGAAGAUGCUUGUAAAUCUGACUGAUCCAACAUCUUCACAACAAGGACAAUACUGUGGUGGCAGCCUUGCCGUUACCGAUUUGAACAAAGACGGGCGGGACGACAUCAUCAUGGGUUGUCCAUUCUACACUGAUUAUGUUACAGUGAAAGAUGUGAAGACACAAGAACGAAAACCACAAUAUGAUGUCGGAAAAGUUGUGGUUUUCUACCAAACUGCUCCAGGUGUAUUCGAUCGCACGUCAGUGAUCGUAGGUGAAGACCAAUGGGGUCGAUUCGGUUUCUCGCUAGCCGCAGUUGGAGACCUCAAUCAGGAUGGAUACAACGGUACACUCAGCUCUUUUGAAAUUCUUGGAUUGACAAUGAAUAUGGAAAUUUUCAGAUUUCAUCGUUGGAGCGCCAUAUGCAGGCAAGAAUAA